Messenger RNA from Larimichthys crocea (large yellow croaker), 1648 nucleotides. Its product is annotated as rhotekin. The record is from RefSeq and is a predicted model, not a curated record. The transcript has 14 exons. The coding region runs from base 171 to 1538 and encodes 455 amino acids. NCBI's taxonomy places the organism in Eukaryota, Metazoa, Chordata, Actinopteri, Sciaenidae. Gene Ontology annotation, biological process: signal transduction; mitotic cytokinesis; actomyosin contractile ring assembly. Gene Ontology annotation, cellular component: actomyosin contractile ring.
GAACUUUUUAAAGACUCUUCAAACCAUCUGAAUGGAAAAAAAUCAACCGCAUAAUUAGGUCCGCUCUAACUCUCUCUUCCAGUCAGCUGUGAGAUUAGUCAGUCUACUCACUGUACUGUACUGCUGACUGCACCGGAGCAGAUCUCUGAGGCACAAGGCGGAGAAGCAUCAUGAAUGAUAACACCCAGGACGAAGAGGUGCUGAAGCGGAUUGAGAGGGAGGUGCGAAUGCGGGAGGGGGCCAGUAAGCUAUUGGCAGCUUGUUCCAGGAGAGAGCAGGCCCUGGAGGCCUCCAAGAGUCUGCUAACCUGCAACGCCCGCAUCCUGGCUCUGCUCAGCCAACUGCAGAGGAUGAGGAAAGCUCAAGUGCUGCAGAGAGCAGGACGCAGGCCCUCUGAAGUUAUAGUGCCAUGUUUGGGGAAAGUGGCCAUUUCAGACCUUCGUAUCCCGCUGAUGUGGAAGGACUCAGAGUACUUCAAGAACAAAGGAGAGCUCCAUCGCUGUGCUGUGUUCUGCCUGCUUCAGUGUGGCACAGAGAUCCAUGACACCGAUCUGGUGAUGGUAGACAGGACUUUAACUGACAUCUGCUUUGAAGACACCAUCAUAUUCAAUGAGGCCAGCCCAGAGUUUCAGCUUCGUGUUGAACUGUACAGCAGUUGUGUGGUGGUGGAGGAUUUCUUCCCGGGGGCUCUAGGACCCAGGAGGCUGAGCCGUCUUGGGGGCUCUCUGGGACGCUCCUCGGGGAGAAAGAUCCGUGCUGCGUUUGAGUCUGCAACUGUUUGUGGAUCCAGUGGAGGAGAUGAAAGAUCUGGACGGGUGUCACCACCUUCAUCCCCUGACUUAUCUACUCUGGGGCCUAAGUAUAACCUGCUGGCGCACACAACACUGAGAAUCGAACAUGUCCAGGGAAGUUUCAAGACACAUGAUUUGUUACUAGAAGCAACAGAGGAUAGUCCAUUCUGGUUGCCUCUAUAUGGCAAUAUGUGCUGCCGCCUAGUUGCUCAGCCUCUCUGCAUGAUUGAACCAGUCAUAAGUGGCCAACUCAAGGUUAUGCUCGGAGAGGACCUUAAUUGCUGGCAAAAUGUCUAUGGUGUCCUCAAGGGCCAAAGUCUUCUCUGCUAUCAGUGUCAAGAAGAGCUGGAGUCUGAGGACGAGCCGUUACUUGUAAUCCACCUCAAAAAGGAUACCCUCGUCUGUUUGUCAGAGACAGAUCCCGUCCGUUGCCAGAGUUUGUACAUCAGCACACGGCACCAAGGACAGGAUGUAACCUACACGCUGACCGCGCACACACCUGAAGACACGCAGCGGUGGACUGUAGCCCUCUGGCAGCACGUCUAUAACAUGAGCCAGUGGAAACAAUGUUGCGAUCACCUCAUGAAGAUUGAAACGCUGAGACCCAGGAAACCCAUUACAGUGAAGCAGGGAUCGCUCUACCAUGAAAUAGUAUCACCGUCCUCUCCUGGAGAAGGCUUCGUGGUUCCGGAUUUAUCCGUUGAGAUCCGCACUUUGCUCUCUUCCUACUACAAGGAAAGUUAUUGAUGACCUUGCUGCUAGUUUCACCAGUGUGGCGAGGACCCGUCCUUUCCAUUCGUGGUUACUACGCCUGGUCAUGGACGUGAACAUGGAUAUGAUAAAUGGUGCUAUUUCGA